AUGUCUAUAAUCAGCAAAAGCCGCAACUCGAGUUCCCUCCCGCGUGAAUUCUGGCUAAUUGUCCUCAUAAUGUGGGUCGAACCCCUCUGUGCCACAGUCAUCUACCCUUUCAUCAACGCCUUCGUCCGCGAGAGCGGCAUCACCGGCGAGGAUAACGCCAAGACGGGAUACUUCGCCGGCAUAAUCGAAUCAAUGUUCUUCAUCGGCGAAGUCUCCUCCGUCAUCGUCUGGGCUCGCCUCUCAGACGCCUACGGCCGUCGUCCCACUCUCCUUCUCGGUCUCCUCGGCCUUUCGCUUUCUAUUCUCUCUUUUGGACUCUCGCCUCCGGUAAUCCCGUUCCUGAAGGCUUCAACGGGCGUUUUUGUGUGGAUGGUCGGUAGUAGGUUUCUACAGGGCGUGUUUAAUGGGAAUAUGAGUGGGAGUGCGAAGACGAUGUUGGGCGAGGUCGUCAUGGGCACCGGUUCACAUACGCAUGGGGAGGACGAGGAGGAUGAAGUGCAUAGGAAACAGACGGAGAAGAGAAAGGCGAGGGCGUUUGGCGCUAUCCCAAUGACCUGGACGGUUGGCGCUGCGAUCGGACCGUUGAUCGGAGGAUACUUCUCUCGUCCUGCUAAACACUGGCCCUCUGUCUUCGGUAACGACUUUUGGAUCAAGCAUCCGUAUUUCCUGCCUUGUGUGAUUAUGGGCGCCAUCACGUUCGUCAUAUUCAUGGGCAGUUUGUUCGGAUUGAGGGAGACAUCCGCGCUGGCAUCUUCGUCCAUCCACACCGAACCUCUGUCAGAAGAAGAAGACUGCAGCGACUCUAGCAGCGCAGAGACGACCUACUAUUCCCUUCCCUCAGCCGAUGAACGCACAGUCCUCAUCGACCACACUUCGUCUCCCUCGACCUACAGCUCCACCCUCGCUCCCCACCACGACAUGCCCAACACUCCGACCUAUUCUAGGGCUAAAUCUCUAUCGAGAGCGUCGUCAUUCAUCAAAUCUCCUUCCUCGCCUUCCCCUUCUCAUUCCCUUCCCGCUUCGCCCACAAAAGCACACCCUCAGCCUCAUUCAAAAGCACAAGCAAAAUCAUCACCCUCUCCGUCGAUUAAGACCGUCCUGUCGAACCGACCGCUGCUCAUCCUCCUGAUGAAUACCACAUCAUUGGGCUUCUUGGACCAGGCGCAUCAGAUCUUGUUUCCGCUUUUUGCGAGUACGAGCGUCAAGAAUGGAGGGUUGGGAUUUCAACCGCGGAAGAUAGGGGUGGUCAUUGGCGUGUUUGAGAUCAUGAACGUAGCAUUCGUCCUCCUCCUCUACCCCUUCGUCGUCUCACGCAUCGGACCCCGAAGCACCUACGUUCUCUUCAUGGCGCUCAUGAUCGGCGUAUGGCCUCUAUACAUUGUCAUUCGCGUGCUCGUGCGUUCGAGCGCGGGGGAUGUAGGACGCGGAAGCUUCGCGCUCGGAACGGAGAUGGGAGGAGAGGAAGAGGGUAUGAUUAGUGGGUGGGCGUGGGCGGCGAUUGUGUUGCAGUAUGUGUGCAAUGCUGCGGGGUUGACCUGCUAUGGCGCAAUGCAACUCCUCCUAACGACCUAUUCCCCACCCGAACACCUCGCCACGACCAACGCCCUCGCACAAAUGGCGCAUUCCACCGCCCGCGCCAUCGCGCCCGUCAUCGUCACCUCGCUCUUCUCGUUCUCACUGCAUCUGGAGAAGAAGUUCAUGGAGCAUGAGGAGCGAGGUUUGAGGAGCGAGCUUGGGGGGUCGAUGGUUUUUGGGGUUAUGGCGGUUGUGGCGGUGGGCACUUUGGGGCUUGCGGUGCGGAUUCCGAGGAGUUGAGGUGGGCCGGACAAUGGGGUUUGGGGGCUGUGGCGGUGGGAACUUUGGCGCCUGCAAUGAAUAUUCCGAGGGGUUGAGGUGGCGUGGCGUCGUGUGGCGUGCGCCGAUGCUUGUAAUAUU
Molecule: messenger RNA, 1935 nt
Organism: Stereum hirsutum FP-91666 SS1
Lineage: Eukaryota; Fungi; Basidiomycota; Agaricomycetes; Russulales; Stereaceae
Product: MFS general substrate transporter
Exons: 6
Coding region: 1-1815 (604 amino acids)
Biological process (GO): transmembrane transport
Molecular function (GO): transmembrane transporter activity
Source: RefSeq, a predicted model, not a curated record